UUCAGAAAUUUUUUCUCGGAUCACUUUUGCGGUAUGAGGCUUGACGUUAUCCUGCAAGAGUAUCACUUUCUUCCGAUCGAUCAAAGAAUGCUGUUUCUGGAUGCGUGCUGCUUGUACUCGUUGAAGCUGCUCACAAUACAAGUUAUCAGUGAUGGUUUGACCCCUUUCCAAAAACUCAUUAUGGACAAUUCCAGUUGCUGUCCGCCAAACACACAACAAAACCUUGUUUGGGUGCAAGGAAGCCUUGGGCGUGGGUAGUACCGAAUCAGAAGGCGACAACCAAAGAUACGGACGCUCAGAAUUCGUAUGCAAGAUCCGUUUUACGUCGCAGGUUAAUAACCGAUUAAGAAAUGGUUCAUCAGCGUUGCGUGAAAUAUUUGCUGAAUAAACGGUAAGACGGCUUAACUUCUGAUGACGAUGCAAACGAAUAGUUUUAGGACUCACUCUGAACAUUUCUGCAAGUUCUUGGCACGUUGUCCUGGAAUUUGCAUCCUUAACCUUUCGAAGAUCCUCGUUGUUCAUGAUUUUUGGUCUCCCUGAGCGC
Molecule: messenger RNA, 544 nt
Organism: Acanthoscelides obtectus
Lineage: Eukaryota; Metazoa; Arthropoda; Insecta; Coleoptera; Chrysomelidae
Source: the annotation of a GenBank genome assembly